AAGUAUUUUUCUCAGCGUCCGACGCGGUCACACUGACAACGAACAAAAAAUAAAAUAAUGAAUUACGAAGUAAACUAGUUGUUUUUAGUUUGAAAACAACAUUUAUAUUAUUUUUUUAAGUUUUUAAACGAAUUUUAGUGCAAUUCGUGAAAGUUUUAAUGAAUAACUAGAUCGUUUUCGAGUUAAUCUGUGGAGCAAAACCCGUUUGUCGACUAAGAGCAGCGGGGGUCGGCAAGAGGUGGAGAAAGGGGGGAGUGGAUGGGGAAGGAGAACGAGGUGGGGAAAGAGGAGAAGCGAUAACAAGAACGACGCCGAAAAAAAGGUAGUUAACGAGUUGGAGUUGACAAGCUGGAAAGCAGUGGAAAGAGCGAGCGAGAGAGGGCGAGAACCUGGAACAGGUUACCCCUCCCCUUCCAGCGAUCCACCGAAGAACACAGAAUCUGCAUAACGUUCGAAUUCUUCGGGAAGAAAAGAGUGAAUCUUUAGUGAAGAAAGCCCCAAGAUCGGAUUCUUUGGGAAGAACAUAAAGGAAGCACCAAGUUAAGAAGCCCACAAGAUCGGAGCCUCUGGAAAGGCAAAUAAGAAACCCCAAUUUCGAAUUCUUCUCUUAAAAAGAUAAUAGGAACCUUUAGUGAAGAAAUCCCCGAAAUCGGAUACUUUGCAAAUAAAAUCAAAGAAAAGCCAAGUGAAGAAGCUCCCAAGAUCGGGAAACUCCGGAAAGGGGGAAAAAAACACAGAUUUCGUAUACUUCGCUAGAAAAAUAAUAGAAACGAGUAAAGGAACCUAAAGAAAUGAAGCCUCCCGGCUUAAUAUACCCCCUGGUGCUGAUCCUCCUCUAUCCCCGCAUUGCCAAGACCGCAUCUAGUGGUAAUCCCAGCGCCAGUUCCAGUUCCCCGCCAGAAAUUCCCACUUUCCGGCAAUGCGAGACCAUCCGCAUAGAGAUGUGCCGCAAGAUUGGUUAUAAUGAGACCUCCAUGCCCAAUCUGGUGGGUCACGAAAUGCAAACGGAUGUGGAGUACACCCUGCAGACCUUCGCUCCCCUGAUCGAAUACGAUUGCAGUUCCCAGCUGAAGUUAUUCCUGUGCGCCGCCUAUGUGCCCAUGUGUACGCCCAAAGCACCCGUCCAUGCUAUAGGUCCCUGCCGCAGUCUCUGCGAAUCGGUGCGGAUACGUUGUCAUCCGAUUUUGCAGGGUUUCGGAUUUCCAUGGCCACCGGCUCUGGAUUGUGAGCGGUUUCCGCGGCAGAAUAACCACGAGACCAUGUGCAUGGAGGGUCCCGGCGAAAUGCAUCAGCCGCAACAGGAUCAGGACCCAUAUGGCUUGCCGGGACAGGGGAUACCAGGUGGAUUGGGUGGAAAACUGCCGCUGGAUUGCUCAGGACUGGCCAAAUCGCAUCUGUAUGUGAGGUUACCCAGAUCCGGACGGUGUGCACCGCUUUGUGAGGCGGAUAUACUGUUCACGCCGGCUGAAAAGCAUCUGGCGGAGAUCUGGGUCUCCACGUGGGCCUAUGCCGCCUUGGGUUUGGCCCUGGUGGCCACUGUCUGUCUGCUGGCCAGCGAUGGCAGCCGCUUGGCCAGUGCCAAGUGGUCCAGACUGUUGUCACCCCUGAUCUGGUGCCACAACAUGGUCACCCUGGGCUGGGCAGUGCGAUUUGUGGUGGGGAGAACUGGCACUGCCUGUGGCACGGAUCCGCAGGCCCCCAAUGAAUCCCUGCUUAGCGUGGACGGACUGUCCAAUGCCUCCUGCGCCAGUGUCUUCCUCAUGCGAUACUACUUCGGAAUGGCCGCCUGCGCUUGGUGGGCUGUGCUCUGUUUGGGCUGGCACCGCGACAUUCGUCGGCACAGUCCCGACUCCAAGGGCCAUGUGGCCAUUCCCGCCAACUUUGGAGGCAGUCCAGCGAAGAGGAGCAACAUCAAGGCCGCCCAGCAGGAUCUAACGCAGAACAACUUUGUGUGCUUCGUGGCUUGGGGAUUGCCCGCUUUCCAAACCGCAGCAGUGAUUGUGGCUCGUUUUGUCGAUGCAGAUGAGUUGCUGGGCGCCUGUUUUGUGGGCAACCAGUCGGAUAAGGCUCUCCAGAUAUUGGUGGCCACGCCUGUCUUUUGCUACUGGAUCUUCGGCUCUAUGAAUCUGAUUUCCGGCUAUCUGGUGCACUGUCGCACCAAGGAGAUCUUGAGGAAUAGCAAUACCCUGAGCUUGCAACAGCAGCUCCAACAGUUGAGUGCUCACAGUAGUUCGGGCAUUGGCGUAUUCCUUUUCAUCUAUGGACUGGCGUGUGCCCUGCUCCUCUUGGCAGUCAUCUACGAGUUUGCCAACAUCGAUGUUUGGCUGGGAUCGGGAGAUACGGAUACGCCAUUGUGGCCCUUUUUAGUGCGAGCCUUCAUGGAACUAAUGCUGGGCAUUUGUUGUUUUGCAUGGGUCCUCGGACCGAGUAUAUCCACGCUGUACAAAAGGCAAGUGGGCAAUGGCAAGAUGGUGAAGCAGCCAACCGCAGGAGGAGGAGGAGCUGGCCACAUGGACGGUAACAGCAGCUCGCGGGGAUCGCAUGUGGCUUGCAAUAGUACGGUGGUCUCGUAUCAUUCAGUGCGGCCCUCGAUGGCCAGUGCUCCCUUGCCACAGAGUCCCUACAAACUGAAGACCUCGCCGGGUGCGGGCUCCAUAUCGCUGAAUCAAAUGUCCAACUACUCGCUGGGUAGGAGCAUGCAUCACCAGCAGCGCCAUUCGCCGCAUCACCAUCACCAGCAGCAGCAGCAGCUCCAGCAGCACCAUCACCAUCAUCACUCCUCAUCUUCGCAUCGCCUGUAUUAUCCACCGGGUAGCUAUGCCUCGCAAAAGUACAGCCAGCAUGGCAGCUACUACCCACAUUUGCAGCACUACGGCGAUGAGACGCUGCUCUAGGCGGGAUUAGGCCCCCAAUUUCCAGUCAAAUGUUCCUGCGGCAGCUGCUGUGCCAAAGUCAGUCCCAGUACUAUAACGUAAAGUGGUUGUAAAAAGGACUUAGGUUUAGGGUAUCUCUACUGCACAGCAACUCGAAAUGGGGAAUGGAUUAGUUGUUUGUUAUAAAAUUGAUCGUAAAAUAACCAUAUCCUAACUAUUUUUAGGUACGUUGCCCUCCCAUAGAAAACAAUGAAUAAUACCUAUAUCCUAUGUACUGUGUAUAUAACCCGGGAAAUGCCCUCUUAUUUAGUUUAGACCCUUAACGAUAGGUCAAAGGACAUCUAUCCAACCCCCACAAUGUAUUGUAAUUGCCCUAGAUGGGCGUCAUAUCCUAUUUUUGGUGUGUACUUAAUGUUGCUCCUGAUUAGUUGCCCUCUGCGUUGCCUUUUUGCCGUUUUGGUGUAACCAAAUUCAAUAAUCGCUCUUGCCUUUUAGACAUCUAGACUUAAUGUCGCCUGUGCGUACAUAUAUAGCAUUUUUAUAUUACUUUUUUUUUUGAGAUAGAGAGAGAAACACGCAGCAACCAAAUACUGUGAUACGCAUGUUCAUGUCUUCAAAAACUAGCCCAGAAAUGUGGGCGCUAACUUGCUGUCUUCUACUUCCACUGAUGCCGAAACAAGUGUACUUAACAAAUGAGAAACAAAUGCAAUUGCAAUCCUAGACGUAAUGCCUAAUUGUAUUCAGUGUGCCAUUAGCUUUAGGGACUUGACUGAGCAAGUCAAAAACACAAAAAUGCCUUGA
Drosophila suzukii is the source of this 3674-nucleotide messenger RNA. It is a transcript of the gene fz4, whose product is annotated as frizzled 4. NCBI's taxonomy places the organism in Eukaryota, Metazoa, Arthropoda, Insecta, Diptera, Drosophilidae. Gene Ontology annotation, molecular function: Wnt-protein binding; Wnt receptor activity. Gene Ontology annotation, biological process: canonical Wnt signaling pathway; non-canonical Wnt signaling pathway. The record is from RefSeq and is a predicted model, not a curated record. Gene Ontology annotation, cellular component: plasma membrane.